Messenger RNA from Gloeophyllum trabeum ATCC 11539, 728 nucleotides. RefSeq lists its product as uncharacterized. The record is from RefSeq and is a predicted model, not a curated record. The coding region runs from base 145 to 654 and encodes 169 amino acids. The transcript is spliced from 8 exons. Lineage: Eukaryota; Fungi; Basidiomycota; Agaricomycetes; Gloeophyllales; Gloeophyllaceae.
UCAGAGCUUGGCUUUCGAACUCGUCGCUGCACGCUGUUUCGCUUUCUCGUAAAUCAAGCUCUAAUCUCUGUGAAGCUAAGACACCCGCUGAACGCGAUUGUCCGUCCGUUUUGCCAAAUUGGACUGUCAAGGAUAACCGUCAAGAUGUCUUCAGGAAGAUUGUUCAGUCAGGACGAGAGGAGAUGGAACAGAUUGAGUACGACGAUGGCACAUUUUCACGAGUGGUUCAAGCGAGAAUUCAACGUCGUCUAUGAACUUGCAGACGGGUCUUUCAACCGACGAGGGAUGUCGUUAUCAAACUAUCUGCAAGAAGCGAAGUCUUUGUGCACCCAUCUCAACUUUCACCAUAGUCUUGAAGAGCGACAUAUUUUCCCAGUUCUUGCAGAACGAAUGCCGGAAUUCUCUGAGCAGGCGGAGGACGGACGGCAUAUCAGGUCACACAAGGCCAUCCAUAAAGGACUGGAUGAUCUAGAAAGACUCAUCAAGAAAUGGUCAGAUGACCCGUCGUCCUACUCGCCUACCGAGAUGAGGGCGUGCUUGGACUCUUUCAGAGACGUCCUGUUCAAACACUUGGACGAAGAAGUGGAUGACCUCAAAGGCGAGAAUAUGAAGAAAUACUGGAGCUUGGAAGAGGUGGACCGCAUCCCAAUGUAGCCUUUGACCUUUGACUCCCGUAUAAUGGAGGCGCUCUGACUGCCUGUGGUACGUUCUGCCUUUUUUGACUGGUG